AUGGCACACUACUGCAAGAUCCCUCCGCAACUGACGUUUGCCAUCCAAAUCUGGGCCACAGUACUUGCAGCGUUUGUAUCGCUUGGCGUGAACCAGUGGCAGCUCACACACAUUGACGGCGUCUUGUACGGUAGAUCAGCCAGGCAGGCUUUCGUGUCCUGUGACUCGGGGACGCACACGUAUUUUACAGCAACCGUCAUCAUGGGCGCCAUUGGCCUAAAGUGA
This is a messenger RNA of Purpureocillium takamizusanense, 225 nucleotides long. RefSeq lists its product as uncharacterized. Gene Ontology annotation, biological process: transmembrane transport. The transcript has 2 exons. The record is from RefSeq and is a predicted model, not a curated record. Lineage: Eukaryota; Fungi; Ascomycota; Sordariomycetes; Hypocreales; Ophiocordycipitaceae. Gene Ontology annotation, molecular function: oligopeptide transmembrane transporter activity. Bases 1 to 225 code for a protein of 74 amino acids.